AUGUCUGAAACCGUCCGUCCUGCAUUUUCCGGCCGCGAGCGCCCGCUGCUCUCAUACGGCAUUGCCUUCCCCGCCGCUGCCGCCCGACAUGUCACCGAGACCUUCCACGCUUCACGCGUAUAUGUAAUCUGUUCAGGCUCAUUGGCUCGGAAUACCGAUUCUCUUGACAAAUUGAAGACCGCACUGGGACCGGAGAAGGUCGUUGGGUGUCGUGUCGGGAUGCAGAGCCACACGCUCUGGUCCGAGGUCCUUGAGAUCACCGAAGAAGCGCGGAAUGCAAAGGCUGAUCUAAUUCUCACACUGGGAGCGGGCAGCUUGACUGAUGGAGCGAAGAUUGUUGCCUUGGCCCUCGCCAAUGAAGUUCGCAAACCAGACGAGCUCGAAACGCUUGCGGAAGGCCCGGAUCAAAGAACAAAUAUCCAGAAGCCUACCAUUCCCAUUAUUUCUGUCCCAACUUCCCUUUCUGCGGGAGAGUAUUCCAACUUCGCGGGUGGGACUGAAGAUGAGUCACGCCGGAAGUAUAGCUUUCAACCACCCACCCGUGGACCACAACUGAUCAUCCUGGACCCCGAACUGGCGGGAAAAACGCCCGACUCCAUCUGGAUCAGUACGGGUGUACGUGCUGUAGAUCAUUGUGUGGAGACGCUCUGUGCCAUCGUCGGGACGACAGCUGCGUCGGACGAAUUGGCGGAACGCGCGCUCGGCAUGUUGGUCCCUGGCCUCCUUCGCUGUCGCAAAGAUCGCGCAGACCGUGAUGCUCAUCUUCAGUGCCAGUUGGGAUCAGUGGAAGCGAUGGCAGCUUGUACGGGUGGCUCUGUGGAAUUGGGAGCUAGUCACGGAAUUGGACAUCAGCUCGGACCUCUCGGCGUUGGUCACGGCGAAACAAGCUGUAUUCUCCUCCCAGCUGUGUGUAAGUUCAAUGCAAAGCACAAUGCCAAUCGGGAUCGACAAUCGCGAGUUCGCGAAUUCCUCCUCAACGACCCAAUCGUAUCUGAGGUUCUACAUGCUCGGUUGGUCGAUACCGAGACAGCCGAUCUGGGUGAUAUCCUCGAUGGCGUGAUCCGUGAGCUAGGUAUGCCGCGGUCCCUUGCUGAUGUACAUGUUGGCCGUGAUAAGCUGGAUGCAUUGGCAGCGCAUAGUCUACACGAUCGGUGGUGCCAGUCCAAUCCGGUGCCAUUGAAGGAGAAGAAACAGGUACUAGAGAUUCUGGAGAUGGUGGUAGUCUAG
Molecule: messenger RNA, 1227 nt
Organism: Penicillium waksmanii
Lineage: Eukaryota; Fungi; Ascomycota; Eurotiomycetes; Eurotiales; Aspergillaceae
Product: iron-containing alcohol dehydrogenase
Exons: 3
Coding region: 1-1227 (408 amino acids)
Cellular component (GO): mitochondrion
Molecular function (GO): metal ion binding; alcohol dehydrogenase (NAD+) activity
Source: RefSeq, a predicted model, not a curated record